CAACACUGAAUAAUUCCAAAAUGGCAGAAUGCGACUUUCGUGUGUUAUCAUGUGAGCCGAUUUAAUAAUGUUUUCUUGAAUAUUUGGUGUUAAGUGGAUUAUUAAAUUGUGUAACAGUGAAAAGUGACCUAAUAAACCAUGGCGGACUUAAAAUCACCGCCGUUCAGUGAUAUUAAAAGACCUGAGGAAGUCGUCAGGAUGACGACGAACGAUAGCCUGAAAUUUGCAGUUCUUAUCGGGCUGAUUGAAGUCGGACAAGUGACCAACAGGGAGCUGGUGAACACCGUCCUGCACCUGCUGGUGGGCGGCGAGUUCGACAUGGAGCUCAACUUCGUCAUCCAGGACGCGCAGAACAUCCAGCACAUGCUGGAACUGCUGGACCACUGCCCGCCCAGCUUACAGGCGGAGAUUUGGUCUGUGUUCAUCGCGAUCCUGCGCAAGAGCGUCCGCAACCUCCAAGCCUGCACAGACGUGGGAUUAAUCAACCAUGUGUUGCAGCGUCUGCCGCGCGCCGAGACAGUUGUUGCAGAUCUCCUGAUUGAGAUGCUUGGGGUGCUGGCCAGCUACAGCGUGACAGUCAAAGAGCUGAAGCAGCUAUUCAGCGCCAUGAAGGCAGUCAAUGGGAAAUGGCCCCGACACUCGGCGAAACUGCUCAACGUGCUCCGGCAGAUGCCGCACCGGAACGGCCCGGACGUGUUCUUCAGUUUUCCCGGACGGAAAGGCUCGGCGGUGGUGCUCCCUCCGCUGGCGCGGUGGCCCCAUGAAAAUGGCUUCACUUUCACCACCUGGUUUCGGCUAGACCCCAUCAACUCUGUCAACAUCGAGCGUGAGAAGCCCUACCUGUACUGCUUCAAGACGAGUAAAGGCGUGGGUUACACCGCGCACUUCGUGGGCAACUGCCUAGUGCUGACAUCUAUGAAAGUGCGGGGGAAGGGGUUCCAGCACUGCGUCAAAUACGAGUUCCAACCCAGGAGAUGGUACGCGAUCGCAGUUGUCUACAUCUACAACAGGUGGACCAAGAGCGAGAUUAAGUGCCUCGUCAACGGGCAGCUCGCCUCCAGCACAGAGAUGGCGUGGUUCGUCUCCACCAACGACCCAUUCGACAAGUGCUACAUCGGAGCGACAGCUGAGCUGGACGAGGAGCGCGUGUUCUGCGGACAGAUGGCCGCCAUCUACUUGUUCGGGGAAGCGCUCACCACCCACCAGAUCUGCGCCAUGCAUCGUCUAGGUCCAGGGUAUAAGAGUCAGUUCCGAUUCGACAACGAAUGUAACAUCAGCUUACCGGAGAACCACAAAAGGGUGAGCGAACAAGCCGCUCUCCUGCUUGCGAACGCAGAAGUCCCCCCUCCCGAACCCGAAACCCCCCCUCCUGACCCUGAACCCGAACCCCAACCCGCUUCGCUGGAAGAUACCAAGGCGGCAGAAAAUGAAGAAGCAUGCGUAGUUGUUAAAGAAGACUCGACGCCUCGAGGAAGAAAGAUGGCGGGCGAGGCGCGCGAAGUGGCCGCCGCGCAUGCGUCGCUGCUCGUAGAUAUUGAAGCAUGCAAGCGUGUGCUCUACGACGGCAAAUUGUCUUCGGCGAUAGUCUUCAUGUACAAUCCCGUCGCAACCGACGGGCAACUUUGUCUGCAGUCCGCCCCUAAAGGCAACGUGUCGUAUUUCGUUCACACGCCGCACGCUUUAAUGCUGCAGGAAGUAAAAGCAGUAGUAACACACUCGAUACACAGCGCGCUGAAUUCUAUCGGCGGGGUGCAGGUUUUAUUCCCGCUGUUCGCCCAACUGGACUUGCUGCAUGACGCGCCCGCUACGGACCCGAAACGCGACCCCAUGCUAUGCUCAAAACUGCUCGGCUUCGUCUGCUCCCUCGUGGAAUCCUGCGCCACAGUACAGCAGCACAUGCUCCAAUGCCGUGGGUUCCUGGUCAUCUCUCACAUGCUGCAGCGCUGCAGUCGGGACCAUCUGACGCCGGAAACUCUGGCUUCGUUCCUGCAUCUGACGAAGCAUCUUGUUACGUGCUGCUCUCCUAAUUCGGAUCUGCUUUUGAAACAGCUGCUGGAUCACGUGCUCUUCAACCCGGCGUUAUGGGUCCAUACCCCAGCGGCAGUCCAGGCUAGAUUGUACUGCUACUUGGCAACGGAUUUCCUUGCUGACGCUCACAUAUACGGCAGCGUGCGGCGAGUCAGCACAGUUUUGCAGACCGUACAUACGCUCAAGUUCUACUAUUGGGUGGUUAAUCCGAGAGCGAAAAGCGGCAUCACGCCUAAAGGAUUAGACGGUCCCCGGCCGGCACAUAAAGACAUCCUCACGAUUCGCGCAUACAUUCUACUGUUCCUGAAACAACUUAUCAUGAUUGGAAAUGGUGUGAAAGAGGACGAACUUCAGUCUAUUCUGAACUACCUAACAACGAUGCAUGAGGACGAAAAUCUACACGACGUUUUACAAAUGCUUAUUUCACUGAUGUCUGAACACCCGAGCUCCAUGGUACCAGCUUUCGACGCUAAAGGCGGAGUGCGGACGAUAUUCAAGCUGCUGUCAUCUGAAAGUCAAUUAAUCAGGCUGCAGGCGCUAAAGCUGCUCGGCUUCUUUCUGAGCAGAAGUACCCACAAGCGAAAAUACGACGUGAUGUCGCCACACAACCUCUACACGCUCCUCGCUACGCGUCUCGCCGGCGGCAGCUCGGGCGGUGAGGCGCUAGCCUUACCCGCAUACAACGCUCUCUAUGAGUUGCUGACGGAACAUGUUGGUCAGCAAAUACUGUACACGAGUCAUCCGGAGCCGCAGCCGCAUUUUAGGCUUGAGAAUCCUAUGAUCCUAAAAGUCGUCGCCACGCUCAUCCGUCAAUCCAAGCAAACAGAACAGCUCCUAGAAGUCAAAAAGCUCUUCCUCUCCGACAUGACCUUACUCUGCAGCAACAACCGCGAGAACCGCCGAACCGUCCUCCAAAUGUCCGUCUGGCAAGAAUGGCUGAUAGCCUUGGCUUAUAUCCACCCGAAGAAUGCUGAGGAACAGAAGAUAUCGGACAUGGUGUAUAGUUUGUUCAGGAUGCUGUUGCAUCAUGCGAUUAAGCAUGAGUAUGGGGGGUGGAGGGUGUGGGUUGAUACGCUCGCUAUUGUGCAUUCUAAGGUAUCAUACGAAGAGUUCAAACUCCAGUUCGCCCAAAUGUACGAGCACUACGAGCAACGGCGAGCUGACAACAUCACCGACCCGGCGGAGCGGCAACAGCGCCCGAUCUCCACCAUCUCGGGCUGGGACCGCCCCGACCCCACCCCACCGGAGCCCACACACAAAAGCCAUCAUGCCGCUCAGACGGAAAUCGGCAAAGGCCUCUCCCUAAGAGAGGUCGAAGCCUGCAGUUGUACCAAUAAAGAGGAAACAAGUGACGACGCGCGGACUACAGAACCUGUGUACAGUGAAGUGUGUAAAACCCAUAGUCCUAUUAAAAAUACCGAAGUGCCCUGCGUUGACGGUUGUGAUAGUGUUAAAUGUACAGAUAGUGAGCAUGCUGUGGAUGAAGACGGACGACGCAGCGAGACCGGUGCGGAGAAUGAGCUAGUGCAGUCUAUUAUUAAUGAAAAUAUUCUUCUAGAGAGCUCUGAGUCUGGAUUGGGAACGAUAGGAGCGGAUUCAGAGAAAACUGACAAACCUUUGUCUAGACAAGGGAGCUUAGAUUACAUUCCAGUGAGAGAUGUAGGCGAAAAUGUACUUAAAGAUGAUAACACGGAUAAAAGCGAAGGUAUACCUUCUAGUUUAUCGGCGAGUGAAACGGCGAGUCCGGAACGCGUCGCUGAUCCCUUAAAUUUAUCGAAUGAGAGAGAAUCUGAACUAUCAGACCCGUCCGAAUUGUACUUAACUCCCAGUGAAGCGACUAGUCCUAAGAAAACACAAGAUAAGACUGACUCAAUCAUUCCUGAUGAUAUGGACAGCGAUGAUCCAAAGAACAUCGCGAUUACCAUUGUUAACGACGUGUUGUCGAUAGCGCUCGAAACUGUGAGGUUAAAAGCUGACGAUGACACUGAUUCUGGGGCCAUUUCAGGCGGAUUGCAUUCUGAAGGCAAUACUCCCAACGGCCGAGAAGAUUUCGAACAAGAAAUCGAAGAGAUUAUCGACGAGAAGCGAACAGCUGAAAUGAUCGCUAACGAAGUUAUCACAGACAUACUAUCCUCUGUUGUGACUAGGAGUGAACAGAAACAGAGUGAACUAGUAGAAGAAGAAGAUAACAGCCACCACAGAGUUAUACCAUCCGACCAUCCACAUGAAGGAAACGUUCUGCCGUUAGACGGUGAAUUCUUAGUCGAUUCUCCUCGAAAGGAACCCGUUGAAAGAAUCGAAACCGAAGAAGUAGACGAAGUUACAAAAGAAAACGCAAAAAACGAAAGCCAAAGAAUGGAAACCAACGAACCCGAGGAGCAUAAGACUCCAGAAAUCCCACCGAUUUCAACGAUUAGUGAAAACAUUUCACUUGUAAAUAAGAAGGAACAAGAAAAUGAAGAAGAGAGAAAUCGUGAAGCGAACGAAAGGGACAAGAGAAGAGUAAGCUUGCCGGGUGAUAAUGAGAUGAAGCAGGACAGCAAUAAGAGCGAGGGUGUGUCCUCGCAAGGGACGAACACGUCGACAUCACCGAAGAGGCCGCGAAGUGCAUCUACCAGCACUCAAGUAGAUUCUAAUCACUUUGAAACGAAGCGACCAUCCAAGUGCUCCAGGCCGAUGUUCUCACCAGGACCGACCCGACCACCCUUCCGCAUACCGGAAUUCCGCUGGUCCUACAUCCACCAGCGGCUGCUUUCUGAUGUGCUGUUCUCCUUAGAGACUGAUAUACAGGUUUGGCGCAGCCACUCCACCAAAUCAGUGAUCGACUUCGUGAACAGCAGCGAGAACGCCAUUUUCGUGGUCAACACCGUGCAUCUGAUCAGCCAGUUGGCGGAUAAUCUCAUCAUUGCCUGUGGAGGCCUGCUGCCUUUGCUAGCGUCCGCCACAUCACCCAACAAUGAACUGGACGUAAUCGAGCCUACCCAAGGCAUGCCAGUAGAAGUGGCAGUAACUUUCCUACAACGACUAGUCAGCAUGGCCGAUGUGCUCAUCUUCGCCAGCGCUCUCAACUUCGCCGAGCUAGAGGCGGAGAAGAACAUGUCCAGCGGCGGUAUCCUCCGCCAGUGCCUUAGACUGGUGUGCACGUGUGCGGUGCGCAAUUGCCUCGAGUGCAAGGAGCGGCAGCGGUACGCGGCCGCCCGCGCCGCGCGGCAAGGCGACUCUUCGCCCAAGAGCGUGGUCGCAAGCUUGGCGGAUACUUCAAGUCCUGUAAAAGACCCAGAAAGGCUACUUCAAGAUAUGGACGUCAACCGACUGCGGGCCGUCAUCUAUAGAGAUGUGGAGGAGACAAAACAGGCGCAGUUCCUCUCGCUCGCCAUCGUGUACUUCAUCUCCGUGCUAAUGGUGUCCAAGUACCGCGACAUACUUGAGCCGCCUGCGCACGCGGCGCAGGAGUGCGCGCGCAGACCACACCAUGGCCAUGAUCACGGCUCCCGCCCGCUGUUCCCGCAGUGGUCGCACCACGUGUACCCGCAGUUCCUGCCCGGUGCGCACCCCGCCCACCGCCCCGCGCACGCGCACGCGCACUGCAAGCUCGACUGUCACGCGCACGCACGCAUCGGUAGCUACCGCCCGCACGCAGAACACAACGGUGAUGACGUCGAAUACGCAAUGAUAGUUGUCGACGAGAACAACUCUACGAUGAACGAGUUGGACUCUCCGUCUAUGAAGGAGACGGAAGAGUCAGAUGGAGUUGCGAAAAUUGAGACAAGCACGGAUGAAGUCAAACCACAUGGAGAGAAGCCGACCUCAGAGACUUCGGCUUCGAGUUUGCAGGCCCCUGCGACGCCUGGGGCUUCGCAGUCCCCAAGUUCUGAGAAAGAAGAACCCCUAUUUAAGUCCAGCCUACGGGUGAAACAACCUAAGAUUAAGCCUCCAACUGCAAGGUCCAAAACUUUAUCCGGGAUAACGGUGUCAGUGGUCAAUUUGAGCGUGGACUCUAUCGAGGAUGCUGGAUCUUUCCACCUCAACUCGACGGAGACCACCAACAAUGACCCUGAGUCUUCCAGCGAGAUCGCUUUGGACGAUAACAAACAUCCGGUCAGCAACGAUGAAUCGUGGACAGACGUGAACCUCAACGAAGAUGGGGAGAGAGGUCCCGCCACUAUAACUGGCAGGACGAGAGACCACGAGGGCAAUAUACAUGAAGACAUUGAGAAAUCCCUUCACGCGCGCAACAACGAGCAUCAUCAUUUGCAGCGGCAUCAGAACAGGAGUAUGCAGGUUGCGCAAAGGCAUCUACAUCCGGACAACGAGACAUUAGCCGGCCUAAACGCCAUGAACGCUACGAUGCCUGUGGAUGGCGUAUCUCGAGAAGCAUCUCUAACACACAAGCUAGAAACCGCGUUAGGACCCGUGUGCCCUCUACUACGCGAAAUUAUGUUGGACUUCGCACCUUUCUUGUCGAAGACGCUGGUUGGAAGUCAUGGUCAAGAGCUGCUUAUGGAGGGUAAAGGUCUCCAAACUUUCAAAUCCAGCACAUCAGUCGUCGAACUGGUCAUGCUCCUAUGCUCUCAAGAAUGGCAGAACUCCCUACAAAAGCACGCUGGUUUAGCCUUCAUAGAAUUAAUUAAUGAGGGAAGAUUACUGUCACACGCUAUGAGGGAUCACAUCGUGAGGGUCGCGAAUGAGGCGGAGUUUAUACUGAACAGGAUGAGGGCUGAUGAUGUCUUGAAGCAUGCUGAUUUUGAAUCCCUAUGCGCUCGCACGAGCAGCGAGCGCGCCGACGAGGAGCGAACCUGCGAACGUCUCAUCGCCGCCGCGCGCCGCCGCGACCACGCCGCCGCCGCGCGGCUGCUCGACAAACUGCGGCAUGCGCCCGGCGCCGGCAGUGCCGCGGCUGGAAGUACAACUCAAUUCUGGAAAUUAGACUCGUGGGAAGAUGACGCUCGGCGCAGAAGACGAUUGGUUCCCGACCCGCGCGGGCAGCGGCACGCCGCCGCCGCAUUAUCGAGGUCGCCCGCCGCGCCGCCGCCGAGCGACGCUAUACUGCAGGCAACGGAGGAGUUCCACGCUCGCAUCGCAGCGGGCGGCGCGGGGCGCGGUGCACAGCUGCCAACGCCGGCGGCUGCUGAACUCCUUGACGAUGCUGAACUCCUGGUGGAUGAUAGGGAAAUCGAUGCCGAUCUUACCGGCCCAGUAAACAUAAGUACGAAGGCGAGACUAGUAGCUCCAGGAUUGGUCGCUCCGGGCACCGUUUCUUUGACGUCAACGGAGCUAUACUUCGAGGUCGACGAGGACGAUCCGGAGUAUAAGAAGAUUGACCCUGAGGUUCUAAAAUACUGCGAGCACCUCCACGGAAAAUGGUACUUCAGCGAGAUUCGCGCCAUCUUCUCGCGCCGCUAUCUGCUGCAGAAUGUGGCCAUCGAGAUGUUCCUCGCCAGCAGAACAUCAAUAUUCUUCGCGUUCCCGGAUCAGACGACGGUGAAGAAGGUGAUCAAAGCCCUGCCUCGCGUCGGCGUCGGCAUCAAGUACGGCAUCCCGCAGACCAGGCGCGCGUCGAUGAUGUCCCCGCGACAACUCAUGCGCAACUCCAACAUGACGCAGAAGUGGCAGCGCCGAGAGAUCUCCAACUUCGAGUACCUCAUGUUCCUCAACACUAUUGCUGGUCGCACAUACAAUGAUUUGAACCAGUACCCCGUGUUCCCGUGGGUCCUGACGAACUACGAGAGCGAGGAGCUGGACCUGAGUCAGCCCUCCAACUACAGGGACCUGUCUAAGUACCCCGUGUUCCCGUGGGUCCUGACGAACUACGAGAGCGAGGAGCUGGACCUGAGUCAGCCCUCCAACUACAGGGACCUGUCUAAGUACCCCGUAUUCCCGUGGGUCCUGACGAACUACGAGAGCGAGGAGCUGGACCUGAGUCAGCCCUCCAACUACAGGGACCUGUCUAAGUACCCCGUGUUACCGUGGGUCCUGACGAACUACGAGAGCGAGGAGCUGGACCUGAGUCAGCCCUCCAACUACAGGGACCUGUCUAAGUACCCCGUGUUCCCGUGGGUCCUGACGAACUACGAGAGCGAGGAGCUGGACCUGAGUCAGCCCUCCAACUACAGGGACCUGUCUAAGUACCCCGUGUUCCCGUGGGUCCGGACGAACUACGAGAGCGAGGAGCUGGACCUGAGUCAGCCCUCCAACUACAGGGACCUGUCUAAGCCAAUCGGCGCUUUGAAUCCGAGUCGGCGCGCGUACUUCGAAGAGCGCUACAAUACAUGGGAGCACGAGUCCACGCCGCCGUUCCACUACGGCACACACUACUCCACCGCCGCCUUCGUGCUCAACUGGCUCGUGAGAAUCGAGCCGAUGACCACGAUGUUCCUGGCGCUGCAGGGAGGCAAGUUCGACCACCCCAACCGGCUGUUCUCCUCCAUCGCCAUGUCCUGGAAGAACUGCCAGCGGGACACCUCCGACGUCAAGGAGCUGAUCCCAGAGUUGUUCUUCCUACCCGAAAUGCUUGUAAACAGCGCAGGCUACCGACUUGGCCUGCCCGACUCACCGUCAGGAGACGUGAUCCUUCCACCCUGGGCGUCUUCAGCCGAGGAGUUCGUGCGGAUUAACCGAAUGGCUCUUGAGUCUGAGUUUGUGUCCUGUCAGCUGCAUCAGUGGAUCGACCUCAUCUUUGGAUACAAGCAGAGAGGACCCGAAGCCGUCCGCGCCACAAACGUCUUCUACUACCUCACGUACGAGGGAGGCGUCCGUCUCGACCAGAUCACCGACGCCGUCACCCGCGCCGCCGUCGAAGACCAGAUCCGAAGCUUCGGACAAACGCCAGCACAACUACUCAGCGAACCGCAUCCACCAAGGGCGUCUACUAUGCAUCUAGCUCCGUUGAUGUUCGCCGCGGCACCUGAUGAUGUGUGCCUCAGACUUAAGUUGCCGUCGAACGCGGCCGUUGUUCAUGUGUCUGCGAACACGUAUCCGCAGCUUGCGAUGCCUGCUGCCGUUACGGUGAGCGCGGCGCGCGCGUUCGCGGCGCACAGGUGGGUGGGCGGCGGCUGCGCGCACGUCGGCGCGCGCCACGCGCCCGACCACGCCGCGCCGCCCGGGGCGCCUCUCCUCAUGGACCCUGUCUGGGCAAACGGUGGCGCCGCUGCAUUAGCCCGACGACAGCUCGGUGACAAUUUCUCGCAGCGAGUCCGCGCGAGGACCAACUGCUUCGUGACCACGGUGGACUCGCGGUUCCUCAUCGCGGCUGGCUUCUGGGACAAUUCCUUCCGCGUCUUCUCUACAGAGACAGCCAAGAUCGUCCAAAUAAUCUUCGGCCACUACGGCGUAGUCACUUGCGUCUGUCGCUCGGAGUGCAACAUUACAUCUGACUGCUACAUCGCAUCCGGGUCGGAAGACUGCACCGUGCUGCUCUGGCAUUGGUCCGCGCGGCAUGGCGGCAUUGUGGGUGAAGGCGAGACCCCGGCGCCGCGCGUAACGUUGACGGGCCACGACGCUCCCAUUAACGGAGUCCUGGUGUCUGCUGAGCUAGGCUUGGUUAUAUCUUCAUCAGUCAACGGCCCCGUCCUGGUGCACACGACGUUCGGCGAGCUGCUGCGCGCGCUGCCGGCCGCGGAGGGCGUGGCGGCGCCGCGGCAGCUGGCCGUGUCGCGCGAGGGCGUGGUGGUGGUCGCCUACGCGCGCGGACACCUCGCCGCCUACUCGCUCAACGGCCGCCGCCACCGGCACGAGACGCACAACGACAACUUCCAGUGCCUGCUCCUGUCCCGCUGCGGGGAAUACCUAGUGUGUGGAGGCGACGCGGGGGUGGUGGAGGUGUGGCGCGCCUUCACGCUGGCGCCGCUGUACGCGUUCCCGCCCGCCGGCGCGCCCGUCUGCUCGCUCGCGCUGUCGCACGAUCAGAAAUUCCUGCUCGCAGGUCUAGAGAACGGUUCCCUCGUGGUAUUCCACAUCGACUUCAACCGCUGGCACCACGAAUACCAGCAACGCUACUGACUGUAGUAACCAACUACAGUAAAACUGCAGUAAACCCGGCUGCAGUAGUCACCGACUGCAGUGCGUGUAAUUAAUUCAAUUAAAUCUCUAGUUAAAUAUUACGAAUGAAUUUAGUACUCGCGUUAGUUUUGUUUAUCGCUUGCGGCGAUUGCGAACGCGAUUAAGACAGUUUUACCCCGAUAGUACCACUAAUGUGGCUUUUUAAAAACUUUUUGAAUAUUGAUGAGUAUCUAAGGCAAUCUAAAAGGAAUUUUAAAUGCAAAAGCGUGUCCCAAUCUAGUCUAGUUCGUAGAUUGCGCACUUUAAGCGAGCUUAGCAUGAGUUGCGGGAAGACGCGCAAUCUGAAGCAAAAUGCGUGCGCAUUCGCGGCGUAUUCCCUAAAUUUUGGACACAUCUUAUGACACAUGUGUGGUACUAAAGUGAGGUAUAUAAAGUAACACCUGUAACACUAUUUACACAAAGCGGUGUAUUUUAUUCGCAACGAUAUAAUCGCCCUGGAAUUAAAAUGGCUUGAAAUGAUUUAGGUAAUGUUAAAGGGCUUUCGUGUAAAUAGUGUAGUGUUAGAGAAGUAAUAUAAGGUAACGUUGAAAUCACUGGUUGUAAACUUUUUGAUAUUGCGUGUGAGCCGCCAAAAAGCUGCUUUACCAUUUACAUUCCAUUUUCAAAGUAUUAUUUUCAUUUGACUUUUACUUUAGUGAGUAGAUUAAGUUUACAAUAUUAUUUAAUGUUUACAACAUUUAUUGAAGUUUAUUUAGUAGUGCCAUAGGAUAAUGUUUUAAUGAUUUACUUAAAAAAGUAAUAUUUGUACUUAUUAUAAACGUACGAUCUCCAACGAUUGACGUCCAUUGAAUUGGUUGACAUAAUAGUUAAUAUAAUGUACUUAAUUUAUUCAUUUUGGUGCAAUAUUUAUGAAUUAUUUUUAUAUUAUUAUUGUAUGUAUUAAUAAAUUGUAUGGUAUUAUUUCAGUAUUGAUCGACAUAAAUAUUAUUUAAAUUCAAUGAAUUUUAUUGCAAUAUCUAUUAUAAACUUAGCUUGGGGAUUUUCCAAUCAAUUUCAAUUUUUUUAAAUAAGAAUUCUAUCUGUCCUAAGUGUACUUAACUUGUCUUUAAGAAUCAUUUUGCAGCUCCUUCUAUUUAUUACUUCUCUAUUCUUGUUAUAUUGGUGAUGGGCCUCUUGUACUUAAUUAUUGCAGGAAUUUAUUAAUUUUGUUUGUUUAAGAUUUUUGGUUUUUUAUUAAAUGGUUAUACAAAUAUUUUA
Cydia strobilella is the source of this 11283-nucleotide messenger RNA. It is a transcript of the gene rg, whose product is annotated as neurobeachin-like. The transcript is spliced from 59 exons. Gene Ontology annotation, biological process: intracellular protein localization. The coding region runs from base 139 to 10026 and encodes 3295 amino acids. Gene Ontology annotation, cellular component: membrane; cytosol. The record is from RefSeq and is a predicted model, not a curated record. Lineage: Eukaryota; Metazoa; Arthropoda; Insecta; Lepidoptera; Tortricidae. Gene Ontology annotation, molecular function: protein kinase binding.